Messenger RNA from Somion occarium, 791 nucleotides. The record is from the annotation of a GenBank genome assembly. NCBI's taxonomy places the organism in Eukaryota, Fungi, Basidiomycota, Agaricomycetes, Polyporales, Cerrenaceae.
GUGUUGAGGGUCACCACGCUUUGGCCACUCGAGCAAUGACUUGAACCAUUAUCUCGAACCAGACAGGAUUAUUAUCAUCAUUCAACGAAGUCGAUCGUCAUGGCUCGACCAGGAGUUGCAAGCAGUGACACACCUACUGCCCCAGAUUCACCCAGGGAUGGAGAUUCGCCGCCUCCCGAAGGCGUUCAAGGAGAACUAGAGUCAGAACUGUUAGGGCUUGCCAAUGCGCUGUAUAACCUUGGGACUACUGUGGUUAAUGAUUUGACAAAGGAAAAAGACCGACCUGGAGGUGGGAAACAGGUCGGGCUUAGAGUGAACGAUGUAAUCAAUCACCUUGCUACACUUGACGAUAUGUCACAGCAUGUUCCGACCAUGAUCCCUAUGCAAGUCCUUGAUGAAAUCGACAAUUCGCGUAACCCGAUGAGUUUGACGAGGGAGAGAAUAGAGAGAGCAGCUACGGAGAACCAGUUCAUGAAUGGGAAAAUUCAUGCGAUACAUUCCUAUCGCAGGUACCUCGAUGAGGCUCUUGCUCAAUCCUUCCCGGAGAUUGCGCAGUACCUAGAGCAGCCGCAUCCGGAUUCAAUGCUUUCGGGAUCACCUUUGAAUCCAUCGACUUGAUUUCUGAAAGUCAGGAGCUUCUGAAGUCCUUCCUACGCUCAGUACACAGGCCGACAAGUGCGCCUAUUCUUCCAGUUCGAUUUAGAUGCGGUUCAGAAACAACCAUUUGUGUUCGUCGUUACGAUAGGCCUUAUAUUACUUCGUAUUCGCGAUCGCCGUAAUUGAGAAGCCUA